CGGUAGUGGCGCGUGGCCUGUCAUAAGUGUAACCAUCACGUACCCUUUGAGGCUCCUAAAUACUCUUCCGAACGCAUGUGACCAGUUGUUGUGUCGCGUGUAACCUAGAUUGACGCAGCGACGGAGGGGCAGCCUGAGGGACCGAACACCGAUUCCUGGAUAAUGUCUGAGGGCGGCAGUCGGGGCGACGUGGCAAUGAGGGUGAUCGCGAAAGUCCACAGGGCGGGGGUCACGCCGGAGGAGAUGGCGGCCGGCUACGACGAGUGGUCCGAGAACUACGAGGAGAUGAUGAUCUGGAAAGGCGGGUACCGUGGCCCCGCCAUCACGCUGGAAGAGGCGCUGCGUUGGGUACCCCCGGAGCGGCGAGCUAAGGCCAGGGUGCUGGACGUGGCCGCUGGGACGGGCUGCGUGGGCCGCGAACUCCACCGGGAAGGCUUCAGGCACAUAGACGCUGUGGACCCGUCGGAGGGCAUGAUGAAGCAGCGGGAGACUGGCAUCUAUACCAACGACUUCCUGGAGUUUAUCGGCAGCGGACACUCCACCGUGCCCAAAGACACAUACGACCUGGUGGUCACUUCGGGCGGUAUGGGCGAAGGUCACAUCUCACACAGUGGCCUCGACGACCUGGUGCGCGUCGCAAAGAACGGAGGCUUCGUGAUCAUCGUGAUGCGCCAUGAGUUCCUACAGACCGUGCCUUCCUACAAGGACAAGCUGGAGCCUUACAUGGACCAGCUGGAGGCAGACGGGAAGUGGAAGAAGGUGGAGCGGCGCAUCGUCCCAAACUAUUUCUGUGACAAGGAGGGUCUCGUCUUCGUCUUCCGCAUCACUAAGCCUGAGUGAGGAGGAAGAGGAGGGAAAGGAGAG
Eriocheir sinensis (Chinese mitten crab) is the source of this 864-nucleotide messenger RNA. RefSeq names its product demethylmenaquinone methyltransferase-like. The transcript is spliced from 7 exons. Bases 163 to 840 code for a protein of 225 amino acids. The record is from RefSeq and is a predicted model, not a curated record. NCBI's taxonomy places the organism in Eukaryota, Metazoa, Arthropoda, Malacostraca, Decapoda, Varunidae.